UUGGCGGGAUUAUGAAACCCUACAGCGAAUCAUUUUCCCGCUCCUCUCUCUCCCUCUAAUUCACUCAUCUCUUCAACUCAAUUUUUCACUUUCUCUCAUUUCUCUGCAAGCAAAAUCCACAUGUAUUUUCAGAUCUGAAAAUCAAUGGAACUUCAACUAACCUCAUUCUCCGACACGGCCAUUUCCGACAUACAUAAAGCAUGGCACAUUUUCUCUCUUCUAUUAUCAACAGGACGACCAGCUCAGCCAUCGGAGCUUUCAUCCAAAUGCAAGUUAUUUUCUGCUUCGCCGGAGUUCAUCGUAUUUCUCUGUUCGAUUCCUAAUUCUCCUCUCCAUUUGACGAGCAAUUACUUCGUCACGUUUUCUUCCAUUGGAUUCACAUCAACCGUUAAAUUCUUCGCGAAUGCGGAUGCGGUUCCGGCUUUUGUACCUCAGCUAGAGUUUCGGGAUCUCCGGAAUAGAGGACAGAGGGAGUGUAUAACUAGGACAUAUUAUAGGAAAAGGAAGAGAGCUGAAUCGAAGUUUGACUAUUCACAAAUGGUUAAUAAAAGAGGGUUUUUCAACAAUUUUGAUGGUAAGGGAAGAAAUCAAGUGAUGAUGCCUUUGCCUCCGAUGUCACGGAGGAUUUUUGGACAGGCAUAUCUCCCCAAUAACAAUUUGAGGUGUGGCAUGAACCAAUUGACAAGAAUACCAUUGCCAUUGGCUUGCAAUUUCAAUGGAUUUUAUGAAAUGUUCAGAACCUCUUGGAUAAUUGAUGGUAGUGCCAGACCAUCAAGUUCUGGAAUUAAGAGUAUUGAAUAUGAAUGCAAAAACAAGUUAGAGACGGGAGAGAACAGUAAUGAAGCAAAUUUUGUACAUAUACCUAUUUGUAAAUCUAAAGUUCCUACUCAUAGCCUGUUCAGUUCCCCUAGAUCAACGACAGUUGAACGUACCACAGGUUCCAUGCUUCAGUUAAAUCCAGACCCUGCCAGUUCAUUGGAAACCACAUCCACCUGUACAGCUUCUGAUAUGGUUGGUACUACAGAAAAGAAAAUAAACUCUUGCAUAGAUUUAUGUACUAUAGUGGACAAAGAAAUGGAAAUUUUGCCAUCUGCAGCUGAUGCUUCUGUCCACAACCUUGAAAGGAUGACUCAAAAGGAAAAUUUAGUUGAAGGCAACAAAGAAGAACCAGCUUUUGGUCCUGUUAGUAAUAGAAACGUUAACUGUACUGAGACUCAUCCGACAAAGGCUUUCGUAUCACCUCAAGAUGAUUUGCCUGCAGAGAAUGCUACCAAGGAACGCAGGACUUCACUUCUGCAGAGCCAUGCCAUCUUAACGUGCGCACAAUCAUUUGGUCAGAAGCAGCUGGGAAAGUCAUUCCCCAAUUCAAAAUCCCUUCAGAGGGAUGUAUUAGAUCACGGGGAGCUGAAGAAUUCCAAGGCACCAAAGGAUCAUAAUGCUGCCAGUCUGCUUCUCAAAAAAGAGCAACUCAGAAGAGACGCAAAGUCAAUCCCUGUGAAGCUGAAGCACAAACAGAACUAUGACUUGGGUAUGGGCAUCAAAGAGAGGAAGGAAAAUCCAAAAGAAAAUGUGGAGAAUUUCAUAUGUAACUCUGCAAAAAAUCAAUCAGAGCAAAAUCAAUUGCCUAAGUUUGAGUCUUACAUUGUGGAGGAAGAAGAGGGUUCAGGUGGUUAUGGGACGGUGUACAGGGCAAGGAGAAAGAGUGAUGAAGUGAAAUUUGCAAUUAAAUGUCCUCACCCAAAUGCUAACAUACAACAUGUCCAUAAUGAGUUAAAGAUGCUCGAGCGCUUUGGGGGAAGGAACUGUGUCAUUAAGUAUGAAGGAUCAUUCAAGAAUGGAAAGUCCGACUGCCUUGUUCUAGAGCAUGUCGAGCAUGAUAGACCAGAGGUUUUGAAAAGAGAUAUGACUGUUUCCCAACUUCGGUGGUAUGGCUUUUGCAUGUUCAGGGCACUUGCUGGUUUACACAAACAGGGUAUUGUUCACAGAGAUGUUAAACCUGGAAACUUUCUUUUUUCAAGAAAGGUUGAUAAAGGCUACCUCAUUGACUUUAACCUUGCCCUGGAUCUGCACCAAAAAUAUGGAACAUCAGACAAGACAAAGUCGAGCAAUGCUACUAGCUUUAAUAGUGAUCAUAUUUCCCUUGCCAAGUCUCUUCCUCCAAUAAAACAGAAAAGAGACUCAACUAUAAAACUUGAGGAAGGCAUCAAUGAGGAAGCAGCAAAAGGCGUUAAGUCUCCAAUAAGAUCCAAAAACCUUAAAAGGAAGGCUGGCCAAGAAAAGGUUGGCACUGAUAUUGCAUGUAGGAGUAUUAGAAAAAGUCAAGGUGCUGAUGGUUCGGGGAUUACCUCAGCAAAGGAUGCCACAAGCAAUAGGACUCCAUCAGCAGAAAGGUUGAGAGAACCCCUUCCAUGUACUGGUAGGAAGGAACUGAUUAACCUAGUGCAGGAAGUACGCCAACGUUCAAGCCAUGCAGAUAUGAGCGGUCCAACUUCCAAGAGAAAGCGGGUUGCUGCAACUCCAGGAAAAGUAGAAAAGAAGUAUUACAUAACUCCAAUGCCAUUGCAUUCAUCUGGAAGUGCCAUUGGUGGUGCUGGUUUACUGAAAAGCAAAGGGGACCGGAAUCAAAAGCGAGAAGGACCCUGUGUUGGAACUAAGGGUUUCAGAGCUCCAGAGGUUCUAUUCAGAUCAGUACAUCAAGGUACAAAACUUGAUAUUUGGUCAGCUGGAGUCACUCUACUCUAUUUCAUUAUUGGCCGAACACCAUUUGCUGGAGAUCCUGAACAGAACAUAAAGGAAAUAGUGAAAUUGAAAGGAAGUGAAGACUUGUGGGAAGUGGCCAAACUACACAAUCGAGAGUCUUCAUUUCCAACGGAUUUAUUUGACACAAAAUCUCUAUCGCCUGUAAAAUUACGAGAGUGGUGUUCAAGAAACACCCGAAAAUCAGAUUUUCUAGAGAGCAUUCCACAAUCACUUAUUGAUCUUGUGGACAAAUGUUUAACAUCAAACCCAAGAUUGAGGAUUAGUGCAGAGGAAGCCCUCUGGCAUGACUUCUUUGCUCCAUGCCACGAGACGUUGAGAAAGCAGAAGCUGCAUCGUCAAAGGUUUAGCCAAGAGUCCCAACACUUAGGAUCUACACUUACUCUACCAGAAAAUUCUCAGUCAUGCGGAGUAGUAUUGUAAACAAGGUACAAGUAGCUUUUUGAAGCUUUUCUUCCUGUUUACCAGUUUUCAUGUAAAAAUAGCUAACCAAUGAAUGUAAUUCAUUCAACAACUCUUGAAUCUAGUGUAGUCAUAUGCUUUACUGAUGUUUGUAUCUAUAAGUAGUUCAUAGAAACUCAGCGCUAUUUUCUGCUGCCUUUUUAAACUGUGACUGGAAUCAAUUGUUGUCAUUCAAAGAAGUGAAUGAAAGCGUUUUACAGGUUUAGGUGAUUA
Molecule: messenger RNA, 3432 nt
Organism: Solanum dulcamara
Lineage: Eukaryota; Viridiplantae; Streptophyta; Magnoliopsida; Solanales; Solanaceae
Exons: 15
Coding region: 145-3180 (1011 amino acids)
Biological process (GO): mitotic DNA damage checkpoint signaling; protein phosphorylation
Cellular component (GO): nucleus
Molecular function (GO): ATP binding; protein serine/threonine kinase activity
Source: RefSeq, a predicted model, not a curated record